AUGCUGGGCUUUCUCGCGGCGGUGAUGAACGAGACGCAGACUGGUCUUGGCCCCAUUGGCCAGGUGGCAUUUGCACUCGGCAACAUCAACCCCAGCGAUGAGCUGUACCGUACGGUCGGGCUGUGGAUUGUGGCAUGGGGCAUUCUGGUCACCGGCAUUGCAUACGCCUCUGGACACGCCGGUACUGCUCUGGGUGAGGAAGACAUCUUCUAA
Molecule: messenger RNA, 213 nt
Organism: Monoraphidium neglectum
Lineage: Eukaryota; Viridiplantae; Chlorophyta; Chlorophyceae; Sphaeropleales; Selenastraceae
Exons: 3
Coding region: 1-213 (70 amino acids)
Source: RefSeq, a predicted model, not a curated record